Molecule: messenger RNA, 2780 nt
Organism: Williopsis jadinii
Lineage: Eukaryota; Fungi; Ascomycota; Saccharomycetes; Phaffomycetales; Wickerhamomycetaceae
Product: RabGAP/TBC
Exons: 1
Coding region: 260-2713 (817 amino acids)
Source: RefSeq, a predicted model, not a curated record
GUCCGAUGGACAACAGGCAGUAUAAGUUUCAACACCACCUAUUACGGGUGUGGUCACCACUGCACUUGGAGUGCGUGUGCAUCCCCCCGGCUGGGAAAAAUAAUUCCUCCCUCUACGUGUCAGACUUGUUUUGGAGAAGAAACGCCGCCAACUAUUGGAAAACACUGGAGCCAAUUCAACGGCAUUAACCAUUCGUGGAAGUGAUAGUUUAGUCCUUGUGUUUUAAUUCAGGUUCUGUGUUGAUUCGUUUUAAGCACAGAUGAUGUCUUCAAAUAACAGCGAUCAUCCCGUGGAUGAUUCCUUCCAAGAUGCCGUCGAUGAAAUUCAUUCCGGGAGCGAACAGAGAGACGUAUCAGACACAGAGGUGGAGGAUACUAAGACCAAGCUGGAUAGCGAAGAGGGUGGAGCUGCUGGUGAGAGUUCAACCGGUGAUAACGAUCACAACGGCGACGAUGAUGGCGACGAUGAUGGAGAAGAGAUUCCGAAUGACCCUGAGCCUUCGGAAGCAGAUGACCGCGAAGGCGGAGGUGAUGAAGGCGCCGAGGGUGAAGACGACGGUGAGCAGGAGGAAUCCCAAGUUCCAGCUUUUGAUGAGGUGCCAUUAGAUGGAUCCGAAGAGUCUGGGCUGAAUGGCUCGUCGGCUAAGAGCUUGGAUGAGAAGCUUGAAGAGCUGGCUGUUGAAGAGGCGAAAGACAAUGAUGAAGCGAAACUUCAACCAGCUGCAAUCAUCUCCCCUCCAAUCCUUCCAAGUCGUGAAAAUGUGACGAGCAACUCCUCAGCCGAUGGUCCUGUCUUGCCACCAAGAGACUUGGAGACCUCAGGCUCGGUGGCACCGCCGCCGCCUCCUAGGGACACUGAUGCCGCCAAGUCAGAAAGACCAGUACCACCACCACCUCCUCCUAGGGAUGUGAAUGCUGCUGUCUCUGAAGAGGAACAUGCUCCGCCAUUACCUGAAAGACAUGAUAUAUUCAAAACCGCAGCCUCUUUGACACCGCCUCCUCUUCCUCCCCAGUUGACCCACACGCAGAAACAACACCAUAGAUCAACAAUUUCUUCUUGGUUCCAUAGGGGAGAUUCAAGUGGUUCAUCCGGCCCAAGAAAGUCCACUGUUGAGUACGAUGAAAAUUACGAUCUGUUGUUAAGCAGACUGGAUAAGAAUCAUGAAGCCUUUUCCGCUAAGGAUGAUGUCUUGAAAGCUCAGAUCAACUCUGCACAUGAGACGUUAAAAUCAACAUUUGCCGACAAACUCACCAGUUUAGAAGAUGAGACAUCUGUAGAUGAUUCUGAACUAAAGAUUGAUUGGCCAUUCUGGACAAGGGUGGUGAACGACUAUCCAUCGGUGGUUAAAUCCGAUGCUGUGACUCUAUCCAACCAUCUAUCAGGCGGUAUUCCUGAACAGAUCAGAGGUAUUGUAUGGCAGCUGGUUUCUAACUCAAAUCCUCAAGAGUUUGAAGAUGUGUACAAUGUAUUGAAGGAUCAGGAGUCCAAAUCUGAAAAGGCAAUUCAAAAAGAUCUCAGCAGAACGAGCUUCAUCUCAGACGUUGGACUGGACCAAGAUGCGUUGUACCGGGUCAUAAAGGCUUAUUCAAAUAUGGAUGAAGAGGUUGGUUAUACCCAAGGAAUGGCAUUCAUUACAGUUCCUCUUCUUAUUAACAUGGAUGAGCUCCAAGCCUUCAGUUUGCUCCAUAAGAUCAUGUAUGACUAUAACGCAAGAUCGCUAUACUUACCUGAAAUGCCAGGAUUGGUGCUGAAAUUGUACCAGUUUGACAGACUCGUUGAAGAUUUGUUACCAAACUUGUACAACCAUUUCCAGAGACAGGGAAUAAGAUCGUCUAUGUACGCCAGUCAGUGGUUCCUUACCUUCUUUGCUUACAAAUUCCCAUUGCAAUUCGUAAUGAGAAUCUUUGAUCUGAUCAUUACUGAAGGUGUUGAAUCUAUUUUAAAGUUUGCUGUCGCUCUGGUUCAGAAAAAUGAAGAAAAGCUUCUGACACUUAACUUUGAUGAUCUGCUCAACUUCUUGAAGGGUAAUCUCUUUGACGUUUAUAGUCUUGUGCCUGUGUCCGAGCAAAGUGAAGAAGAUGAAGCAAAGGUGCCACCUUCUAGAACAGUUCCAAUUACCCCCGAAAACUAUGACGUUGAUGCUUUUGUUGACGAAGCAACCAAAGUUAAGCUUCUCCCAAUGACAUUGAAAAGAUACGAAAACGAAUGGAAAGAAGUCAACCGUGAGGAGAAGGAGAGACGUGAAGAAGUUGACCAGCUUAAACUCAGAAACACCCAAUUAGGCAAAGAGAUUAAAAACCUUGAGGCUAGUUACACGAUAUUGAACAGAGAACACGUUCAAAUUGCCAAUGAACUAAUCACAGGAAGAAUAAAGAUUGCUGAAUUAGAGGAUGAGGCUAAGGAUCUGAAGGAGCAGAAUCAAAACCUUCGGAACAUGGUGAAGAGCUUACAAGAGAACCCUAUCAGCGAGAACGUUCCAAUCCCAGAGGCACUUGAAGCUGAUUUGAAAAGAACAAUGGAGAGAAACUUGGAAGUUAUGAGUCAAAACCAAGAACUUGAAGACCAAGUCCAGUCACUUCUUCAAGAAGUUGAGGAAUUGAAGGCUAAACUCAAGGAGCAUGAGGAGCAACCAGCUACAUCUCCAACGGAAGAGAAAACUGCUUCGUCCCCACCAAAGCAACAGGGUCUUUGGGGUAAGAAACUCUUCGGAUAACAUCUUAUUAGUUCUUACACUGGCAUAAAUCUAUAUAUAUAUCCUAUCUAUACUAUUUCCUUCCUGU